This is a messenger RNA of Artibeus jamaicensis (Jamaican fruit-eating bat), 2992 nucleotides long. RefSeq names its product plexin domain containing 1 (gene PLXDC1). The coding region runs from base 70 to 1572 and encodes 500 amino acids. The transcript is spliced from 14 exons. Lineage: Eukaryota; Metazoa; Chordata; Mammalia; Chiroptera; Phyllostomidae. The record is from RefSeq and is a predicted model, not a curated record.
CAGCCUCGGGGACCGCACCGCCGGGCCCCCUGCUCGCUGCAGCGGGCCGGGCCGGGUCCCGGACCCACCAUGCGGGGAGAGCUCUGGCUCCUGGCGCUGGUGCUCCGGGAGGCUGCCCGGGCGCUGAGCCCCCAGCCCGGAGCAGGUCAGGACGCAGGCCGAGGUUCUGGAUGGGCUGCCAAGGGGACCGUACCUGGCUGGCAUCGGAAAGCCCGAGAGAGCCCUGGGCAAGUGUCGGAGCCAGACAGGACCCAGCUGAGCCAGGACCUGGGUGGGGGCACCCUGGCCAUUGACACACUGCCGGAGAACAGGACCAGGGUAGUGGAGGACAACCACAGCUACUAUGUGUCCCGUCUGUACGGCCCCAGCGAACCCCGCAGCCGGGAGCUGUGGGUGGACGUGGCUGGGGCCAAUCGGAGCCACCUGAAGGUCCACAGAAUCCUCUCCAACACCCACCGGCAGGCUUCGAGAGUGGUCUUGUCCUUCGAUUUCCCUUUCUACGGGCAUCCUCUGCGGCAGAUCACCAUAGCAACCGGAGGCUUCAUCUUUACUGGUGACGUGACCCACCGGAUGCUCACAGCGACUCAGUACGUGGCCCCUCUGAUGGCCAAUUUCAACCCCGGCUACUCCGAAAAUUCCACAGUUGCUUACUUUGACAACGGGACAGUCUUUGUCGUCCAGUGGGACCGUGUCUACCUCCAAGGCCGGGAGGACAGGGGCAGCUUCACCUUCCAGGCAGCCCUGCACCGCGACGGCCGCAUUGUAUUUGGCUACAAAGAGAUCCCUAUGUCCGUCCUGGAGAUCAGCUCCUCCCAGCAUCCCGUCAAAACAGGCCUGUCGGACGCCUUCAUGACUGUCAACACGUCCCCAGACGUGCCAGAAUCCCGGCGGAGGGCCAUCUUUGAAUACCACCGUGUGGAGCUGGACCCCAGCAAGGUCACCAGCAGGUCGGCCGUGGAGUUUACCCCCUUGCCAACCUGCCUGCAGCAUCGGAGCUGCGACGCCUGCGUGUCCUCGGACCUGACCUUCAACUGUAGCUGGUGCCAUGUCCUCCAGAGAUGCUCCAGUGGCUUUGACCGCCACCGCCAGGAGUGGCUGUUCUACGGCUGCGCCCAGGAGGCAGAGGGCCAGACGUGUGAGGACUUCCAGGACGAGGACCACUACGCAUCCUCCCCCGACAGCACCUUCAGCCCCUCUGGGGGAGACCUCAGCACCACCUCCUCCUCUCUCUUCCUGGACAGCCUCACCACGGAAGAUGACACCAAGUUGAAUCCCUAUGCGGGAGGAGACGGCCUUCAGAACAACCUGUCCCCCAAGACAAAGGGCCCCCCGGUUCACCUGGGCACCAUCGUGGGCAUCGUGCUGGCGGUCCUCCUCGUAGCGGCCAUCGUCCUGGUGGGGAUCUACAUCAGCGGCCACCCCACUUCCAAUGCCGCGCUCUUCUUCAUCGAGCGGAGAUCUCACCACUGGCCGGCCAUGAGAUUCCGCAACCACCCCAACCACAACACCUACACGGAGGUCGAACCCUCGGGCCACGAGAAGGAGGGCUUUGUGGAGGCGGAGCAGUUCUGAGACCGCCAGGUCACCCCUUGGAAGGGUAGGAUGGAAGUCCCGGGGACCCCAGAGGAGACAAAUCGAAACAGAGUGGAGAAGUGAUUUUUCUUGGCCUCCUCUGAACACACCCUGGCGGAGAAGAUGGGGCAGCGGCGUGAGGGGCCAGAGCUACGGUUUGGCCAUCACACUCCAAUAUUGAAGCGAGGGCAGAAAAGCAACCACAUUGAGUUUUUUAAGGAGCAAUAACCUAAUUUCAUCUUCUUUUGAUGCAAGGGGUCUCCCUUUCUGGGGCUCUCAAUGGUCUACUCAGUAGCUGCCCCAGAGGCCUCCUCCCCGCCAGAGAUGACCAGAUAGAUGCCCUGCCCCUGGUCACCUAAUGCCCCUGCAAAUGACACAAGAGAACUGAGUUCUCAGUUGCGGCCACCGCACUCCAGGGCCCAUAGACUCAAGAGCUGGUCCUCAUGGCUAUGGAUUCGGUGCAUUCGGCCCCUGCCUCUGUGACUCUCGAAGUCUGGAGAAGGAGUUCUGGCCAUCUGUUAGACACAGGUACGGCUACUCUAUGCCCUUCGUCAAGCCGCCAAAUGGAGGCAAACCAAAGGAGAGGACAGAACUUGUAGGGGAAAUUGCAUUUUUAGGCUUUGCUCUCUCAACUUGCCCUUUCUGCUGAGAACCAGUACUUCUGCAUCAAACAUGGGUGCAGCCCACUCACCCCAGCUGUGGCCCAGCCUCGGCCGGAUGAGCCAUUGGGGGCCUUUUAUUCCAGGGGCACAUUUGGUGUCCAUUGUAUUCACUGGCCUUUUCCUCUGUCAGUGCCAGUAAGGACCACCCAAGGCAGAACUUUCCUAAUUACUGUUUUGCCUCCUCCAAGCUGGAUUUCCAUCGCCCUUAGAAACAGGGUGGUUUGUGGGGACAUAUCCAGCGGAGAACCUCAGCGGGAGUGUGUUGAGAAGCCAAGCCCCUGGAAUGGCUGGGACAGAGGACGCUUACACGGGAAGAAGGGACUUUCUACAUAAAAUCUUGACCUGGAAAAUUGCUUUCGCCUCCCCAGCUGUGCUGGAAGUUUUGGGGGCAGAGCUGUUAAGCUCCCAAACGUUAGCUGAUUUUAAGGGAAUUCUGUCCCAGAGAUGAGCCAGGGCUGCUUCCCCGGAGCAGUUAAAAUGAAAACCUACAGCUCGCCCUCACCCAAAGAGAAAAUAUCAGCAGUGAAUAAAUGGUAAAUCACAGUCUCCACUUAGUCAACCCCUUUUCGGCCUGUCAUCGGAGACCCCCCCCCCCCAGAGGAAGAAGUUAAAGUGCCGGCCUCCUGGGGGGGCGGGGCUCAGGAGUGCACAAAUAACCGGACACAGCCAAACACUUGCCACGCCCCCUGCUUUAUCCGUGGGGAGGACACUGAUGACAAUCAAAUUAGAAACAUGCUGGGCCUGGUAAACCGGGGAGC